ACGCCGAAGCUUUACCUCUUAUAUUCACUCAUAUUCGUUAAAUUUACAACCCAAUAGUCUGAUCUUUAAUCCCAUACUGCGUACAGAUGUUGUAGUGAGUUUGUGUUUCAGUGAGUUGUGUCUAGUGCUGUGCGAUGAUUCUACGAAGGUUAGGUUAGCUGGUGGCCCUCCCAGAUAACCUGUUUACAAGUGCAGUGUACGGGUGUUUAAAUAGUAAAGAGGAGCUAGUUUGUGUUUACCUGUGAUUCCUUAACUAAUCAAGUUCCACUUAUCUUUGGUACCUUUUAACUCCAGUAUUUUACAAUGUAAGUGCAAAGAGGAAUAUACCUACACAACUAGACCAGUACGAGAAAACAAUAUUCAAGAACACCGUUUAUUUUUCACCACACCUUUCUCCGGCAAUAAAGAGUUAGGGCUAUGUAGUCCAUGUGUUUAAUACUGUAUGUGUGUGUAUGUGGCCCCCUCCCCCUAUACCCCCACGACAUGCCAAUGGCUGAGCUCGUAGUACGAGGUACACCGGCAUGAAGACGUCACCGAGGAGGUACGGCAUGGCUCACUGGACUUAACAUUGUGAUCUCGGCUCAGCCUGAUGCUCAUAGAGGUGAUGGAGAUCUGGCAUUGUAGAGUGCCUCCGCUGACCUUGACCUUACUGACCAUGGACAACUCGACGACCAACUGGACAGACUUAGACCGAACUGAGCUCAGUUUGGAAGAUAUGUUGACGAUUUUGGCUAACAACAACACUAGCACCAACACCACCCUAGCGGACGAUGGGGGAUUGAUGUCUUGUGGAGAGUGGGAGCCCGCACAGCACAACCUCUUCCAACUCUCCAAUAUAUUCUUCGCCGCUGCCUUUAUGGUGCCGAGAAAGUUUAAGCAGAGUGUGCUUGUCCUCAGAGCGCUGUUGUGUGCGGGCUUCAUAGUGUCAGCGCUAUGGGCGGGUAUCCACGUCUGCACACCGGACAUGUUCGCGUGGAAUCUGUUGCUAGCUGGACUCAACCUGAUACACGCUGUGAUCCUGACUUGCCGCUUUUUGCCUCCAGCGCUCUCUGUGGAGCUGACAGAACUGUAUGUGCGGAUGUUCAAGCCACUGAAGGUUUCGAGAAAUCAUUUCAAGGAGCUGACGAGAGAGGCGUCUCUACUGCAGCUAAACACAGGAGAGAACUACGCGAAGGAAGACUCCACCCCGGCAGACGAGAGACUUUCAAUCCUUCUCCGUGGCAAGCUGAAGGUGUCCGUGGAAGGAAUGCAUCUUCAUUACAUUCACCCCUUCCAGUUUAUCGACUCUCCGGAAUGGGAAGCUGGCCAUGAAACUAGUGAUGACCUCUUCCAGGUCACGAUAUCAGCUGAAGAGGACAGCCUAUACCUGUGUUGGCCUAAGAUAAAAAUGGCCCGCGUCCUUAGGCAUCGACCAAUGCUAAGGACUAUACUCUCCAACCUAAUAGGUAAAGAUAUAACGCAGAAGUUGUACUCAUUGAACGAGCAGUUAGGCUCAGCAUUGCAGCUCAACAUGAUCAACAAAGUGCCGAAGGCCGACCACUGGAGAUACGUGAUGACUCGGUCACUCAGCGUGGACGCAGUCAGCACAGGCACCAAGGGGCACGUCCGCUCCCACGUGUGGAGACAGGGACAGAACAACAGGAGAAACUCCCUCGGCAUGUCUGAGAGUCUGUCUCCAAUGAGAGGGGGGCAACAGCAAUGUUGGAUCCCCAUAGUAGCUAACCACUUCCCCGCUACGUCACCCUUCGUGGGUCCACCCCCUAACCCUGCUGCUGCUGGUGCCCCCGCUAGCCCCGUAGCUCUUAUCCCUGUCCCCGUCAUAGUACCAGUACUGCCACCACCCCCAGCGGCCUCCAGACCUGCCCGCAGACCACGUGAGGUCAAAUUCGAUGAGAGCAAGGUCUGACGACAGCUUUCCGGGAGGAGGAAGAGGGGGACGUCAUUUCGGGAUAAGAAGGCAGAUGCACCCGAAACUAUCCCCCUCUUCCACUUUCCCCCCGGAUCUUAGUGAUAAAGUGUUGCUUCGUCUAAAGAACUGCCUUCUGUACAUUGCCAAUGACACCUUGCCUUAUGUUCAAAUGUAAAGUAACCCAUAGUGUACAACUUAAUGUUCAACUUUUGUAUUCUGUAUAAAGCUACUGACUAGAGUAUAGACUGGUUAAGUUUUGUUAUAAGAAAGGGAUAUAAAUGCAUAAAUUUAAUAACAAUUAGACUAGCAGUUUAAAUUUUAUAAUUUUAAAAGGUAAUAUUACAAAAGCAGGUAUGAAAACAUUUAAGUUCAGACAACCUUAAAAUAACUAACUAGCUCAUUACAGUUCUUCACAUUUUAAAUGUGAAGUAAUUCAUUGGUUAACCAACAAGUAUAGAAAUAUAUACACUAUAGUUUGGUUAAAUAUGAUGCAAGCUGCAUUUUGUUAAGCAAAAAAAAAAUCAUUUUUAAAAACUGUGUUGUAAACGGUGCGAGUUAUAUUUUUAUUUUCAAUAUUAAUCAAAUGUGAUAUGAAGUAUCCAAAAUUGACAAAAAUGUCUUGGCAUUAGGGUAAAAUUUGUGCAACCAAAUUAUGAUGUAUAAACAACAUUAAAUGAUAAAGAAUUUUUAAGUAGCCUAGUCCAACAGUGUUGAUGUUCAGAUUUUGAACUGUCAAAAUAUUUUAAACUAAAAAAAUAUUGUGAGUUAGCAAAAACAGUUUUAGAAAUUUAAAAUCUUAAAUUCUGCUAACAAUCAUGAUUGAUUAAAUAAAUAGAUUUAGGUUGCAGCUCGGGAACCCGUGAAAAGUUUACUCAAAUUAGAAUAUGUAUAUAUUCUAUGAACAUGAAUAAAACAACUUUAUAUGAAACCUGUUUGAACUAAGAUGACCAAUUAAAUGUUAAUUAGAUAGUAAUUUAAAAUAGUUUAUUACAUGAAUAAUAAAAUUAAAAGGAAUUAAAAACCAUAACUAAAUGUAUGUAUAAGUGUAAGUUAAAAGUUUAAAAGUUUAACUAAAUUAAACUUAACUGUUAUUGGUCCAAAGGUAAUAUUGCUCAAGAUAUUUGGAGGGAGGAUUUAAAAAGGAAGAAACAUUUUGAAUUUAAAUGGUUCCAGAUAUUUUUUUCUAUCAAAUCAAUAACACUUUUUUGUUGUGUCUAAUAAACAUCACUCUAAACUAAUAUAUUUAUUUAAAUUUAUAUAUAUUGAGUAUUGAUUUUUUUUAUUUUUAAAUCAAAUGUUUAUACUGAAUAAUUCAUUUCUUUGUGUAUACUUUUUAGCUAUGCUGUAUUUUAGUAGCAGCUGACCAGUUGUAAGAAAUCAAGUCACAGCAAGAAAAUUGUAAUAGAUCUAAAUAACAGAAAAUGUAAGACAAUCAUUUGAAUAUUCAUCACAGUGAAGGUUUCAUCAUCAAUGUACUUCCUAUUAAAGUGAGGCUAUUGGCAUGCCUCUCAUGGUGGGAUUCAAGCCCAGGACAAUCUUAAAAUUAAUUUUAUAACCUCCUAAAGCGUACUUAUUUAUCAAACACAAACGUUGAUAACACUGUAAGCCGUUUUCAAAAUGUGGUGAAGACAUUCCUUUCUAAAUAUAUUAGACAAACUGUAUCACAAUAAAUUGAGUAAAAUCUUACGCUGGUUUUAGGAGGUUUGUUUUGAAAUUGGUGUUUUUUUAUCCAACGUUGAGCUGCCUAAAAAACCAAAUAAAUUGGCACAUACUUAAAAAGUUUGGAAUUUGAAAACCCUUCCUAGCUCUCGUGGUUUUUAGGUUUUAAAGAUAACAUCUUUUAGCCAAAAGUAGUAAAUAUAAUGGGAAUUUUACAUAGAGAAAACUAUGUGUAACAUUUAUUGACUGAUUUAGAAUGUUUAAUGUACCUUAAUUAAUGCUAAGAUAAGUUUUCAAUGCUGUACACACCACCUUCUUUUUUGUGUCCUCCUUCAACAUAAAUAUGAAUGAAGCCCCCUCCCACAAUUGAAUCAACCUUCAAUUUUCCAAUGUUAAAAUUUCCUUUAUCCUCAUCAGCAUAUUGUGAGAAAACUUGUUAUCUAGAUCUAAUUUAUGUGAUCAUUCAAGAUAAUGAACAAUAGUCAACCAUCAAAAAUCUACUUCCGAUGGUUCUUAUAUUUCAAUUUGUGAUCAAUAUAAAUUUUGAUACAUGAAACAAACUGUAAGUAGAAGAAAUAUUCAGAAUUCAGUUUAUAGCAUGUUUUUAUCAAAUUCGUUUAUAAAAUUUAGUCUUGGACUGUCAGCUUCAAAUAAACCUGUCCAAUACCUUUGGAAAUAUAAACACAUCGACAAUGUUCAUCGAAUCCUAUAUAACUGUCUAUUUUCUUAGCCCAACUUUUAAUGCAGCCUAAAAACAAAUGGAUGUUUCCCUAUUGAUUUUUUCACUACUUUUUAUUGACACAAUGGAGAUCAAAUUGUCAAAAGUCAAAACCACCACACUUUCAUCCAUUGUGGAUAUAGAAGGGACUAUAAAAAAUAAUAGUUUAUAAAUUAAUAGUGUAUGUACUCGAGCAAAAAAUAACUAAGCCAAACAAUGGGCCUAAUAAUGCUUCCAUGCUAGGAAAAUUUAUAGCGUUGAAUUUAUUUUUUUAACCAGAAUUAAUGAAUAUUUUACUGUCUGGGUCUUGAUUAUUUUUUCAGCAAGUUUUCACUUUUUUAACUCAAGGCUCCAAAAUUGUUUAUUGGUAAUACUAUAUUAAACAACCAGACUUCCAUCCUUACUUUGGAUACUGAAGUAUAAUUUAAUCUACAUACACCAGCUGUAGCCAGAUUACUCGGAGAUAACAUACUGUAGUUAAAUGUGCCUCUCAUGGAAAUGCUACAAAUACUAUAUAAGUUAUAUAAUAAUUUCUCUCACUUUUUGUACUAUGUUAGAGAGAAGUGACUUGCAAAAACUGCAUUUUAACAACACUGUUACUGUUAGUGGCUCCCCCCAACUACAGUAGAACCCUUCAUAUUCGACCAUGACUGGACGGAGCUGAGGUCGGAAUGAACAAAAGAUUGGAUUUUGCAGGGAGCAAAUUAAAAUUAUGAUUUUGCAAGUAAGAAAAGUUUAUUUAUUUCCCUAAACAAAUCAAUACUAAUAACAAUUAAUACUACUACCCAAUCCCGUCAAGAUCGAGUCAAGUCAAUUCGAAAAUAUUAUUUUAGUGAUUGCGGGAAGCAUUAACGAAGAUCCAUGAUUGAAAAUAGACAAUUUUAUUAUUUUGGAAGACCUUAAUAUUUAUGUUUGCGGAGGAUGUUCACAAAUUUGCCUUAACACGUUUGCUUCAAUAUUUUUUACCGAUUCAUUAAGCUUAUAAAAACAUGUACCACCAUGCGGUGAACCCCAAAACUCUGACAUGCGCCACCGGUGGACACCGUUACUAUGGGGGUUGUACGCAACAAAAUGACAUUUCGGAGUCUUUGUGAGUGUUUUUACUAGGUAUUUGUGUAUGUAGAAGCCAUAUGAAACGUAUCCACGGGUGGUACAUGAACCAAAUUCAGUUUACAUUAAUAAUAUUAACAAGCUACAAAAAAUGUGUUAUUAAUUAUUUCAGCAAUAAAAACAUUUUUAAGAUUAAAAAGUAAUUUUUUACUGCUCAAAGUAUGUUUUUCAUUUUAAAUUCAUAGAAUGUACUUGUUUUCAACAUGAUGAAAUUAUGACAAAUCGAACACAGUUUAAUAACCAAAAUAAUUAUCUUAUUUUGUUACUGAAACAGUACAAGUAAGUAGUGUACAGUUAAUAAAUAAUUAAUUAUAUCUAAUAAUUCCCAUAAACACACUUUUGUUUUUUUUUAAGUCAAUGGUAAUUUGUACACAAAUUUACUUUUGACUGAAAUUUCAUUCGUGCGCCACUGGUAGCCACGUCGGAGCAAACGUGUUAAGCCUGGCAGAUGUUCUUGAUUUUGGGAACAUUAUCACAGUUUUGCUGUAACCACAGAAGAUGUUCUCCAUUUGACUGUGGCUGCAGGAAACAUUCACGAUUUGACUGCAGACUAAAAUCAGAGUUUUUCAGCAAAAUUAAAAAAAUCUCUUUUUUCAAAGUACAAAAAUUCAAUCAUGAUUUCCGGUGUUCCCAAAAUUUUCACUAUGUAGAUCGGAUGUUUGAUAUGAGGGGUUCUACUACUGUAAGUUCUCUUUAACUCCAAAACUGGCUACAAGUUUAACGUGGGAAUAGAAUGUCAAAAUCUCAGUAGAUUACCUAUUCAAAAUAUUCUUUUUCAUACACUUGAAGCAUAUGAUUUAAUUGCCUUUAAAAUGAAACUUGCAUUUUAUAACAAGUUUAACAAAUGGUGUAAACAUGGGAGAUUCUGAUGUUCCAAUAUAAUUAAAAUGCUACAAACUACUGUACAAAGGCCUUAACCAGCUAUUGAGACUGUUUAUAUAUCAGAUAGUUUAGCGAUACUUAGCGAGGCUCUGUUUUAUUUCCUCAAAUUCACCUGAUUUCUUCCCAACUAUGUGUGCUUCAUCAGGACAUAUGAACGUAGAUGUGUAAUAGAUCUGUGACCUACAUUAGGGUGAAAAUAUAUGGAUAAAAACAACGUAAAGUAUCGGUGCUACUGUACUCUAGUUUAUGUUUUGGCCUACAGAAUUUAUGUGUUUUCUAAUGUUAGCAGCUAGGUGGCUGGUUCAUGUUUCUGGUGUGUUUCAUGGUUUCUGUUAGUGUGUUAGAUUAGAGUAUGUGUUUGAUAUCAGUGUUUAGUUGAAUGUAUUUAUUAGUUUUGAUUGCUGUGACAAUAUUUUUGUCAGAAAUGUUUGUGUGAUGUUGUUAUUGACUUGUUGUUUUUUGUAUUUUAUACACUGUUUACUAAUACUAAAGAGCUUCUUUUUUAAGAUCAAAUAAAAAAAAUAUUGACUCAAUGUGUAAAAUUACUUGAAAAGGGGUGAAAAUCUGAUUAUGUUCUAAUUUUGAAUAUUAAUCCUUUAAUAAGUGUUAAAUAAUGUGAUAUGUAAAAUUUGUGUUUUUCAUUCAAUAUUUCGAUUUCUUGGCUUUAUUUACUUCAUGAACCCUACAUAACAUAAAAAUAUAUGUAUGGAUUCAGCACUUUACGUUACCCAGACAAUGAAGACAAGCUUUUAAUUAGCCUACUCAUACAUACAACCAAAAAUAGUCAUACAGUUUAACUGUAACUGACCACAACUCGAUAGAGAAGUUAACUAUAGACACCACGUAAUAAUGAAGCUUAUCAUUUGUGGAGAAUACUUCUCAGCCACUCUGUAUAUAUUCUCGCCCCGGAGCCUAUCACAUUCUGUGUAGUGUAUCCGUGCGUUUGUACGCAAUUUGAUAUCCACUGUUGUUAUAUGUUGCCUCGACCUCAUGAACUGUUGUGUUUUUUGUAAACAAGUAUAAA
Molecule: messenger RNA, 7302 nt
Organism: Macrosteles quadrilineatus (aster leafhopper)
Lineage: Eukaryota; Metazoa; Arthropoda; Insecta; Hemiptera; Cicadellidae
Product: blood vessel epicardial substance-like
Exons: 9
Coding region: 590-1906 (438 amino acids)
Cellular component (GO): sarcolemma
Molecular function (GO): cAMP binding
Source: RefSeq, a predicted model, not a curated record